AUUGUAGCGCAAAUUGGUAAACACUUUCAUGACUUACUUCUCACGCGGCGAUUCUCUUUAGUUCUGGCAGCUGGUCUUCAUUGGGCGAUAGAAAUUAGAGAUUGGGCGUUUUUAGCUGCGCACAUAAAAUGUACAUAGCGUGCAAGCAUGAGUGCUUGGCGGUACAGGGUACCAGCGAAAGCGCUGUUGCGCGUUGGGCUCUUUUAGUGUGCGGCGCAGAAUUGGGCGCAUUGGCAUUGCACUGCAUGCACAAACCGCAUAGUUGGGCGCUUACUGAAGCCAAAUUUAUAGCGCGUAUUUUAAAGUUGCUAAGGAGCUUGGUUACGCGUACGCCGUAGGCGCGGCGCACUUCACUUGCCAUUUUGCUGUCACUUUGAGCGGACGUGCGCUGAUCUCCACAACUAAUAUUACUAUGCCAUUACCAAUGACCACUCCAGACGAUCUGGACGAGAGCAGGUUGCUGAGGUGCAACAAGUGCCCGAAAGUAUUCUUGCAGAGACGAAGUCUCUACCGGCAUCUGCAAGAUUGCCAUGGCCCACCCAGAUACCUCGACUGCCAGAGGUGUGAAUUCCAGUCUAAACGGCGGGACAACCUUCGCAGACACUACAGAAGGGUACAUCCGAAACACAUGGAUGACCUCCAUUUUUCAAGCAGCCCUCAGGGGCAGCUACCACACAGUCACCGUUGGAUGGAGCGGAGGGAUAUCGCAAAAGUGUCCUACAGCCCCAGGGCAAGACCUGCAGCAACGGCGAGCUGUCCCCCGGAGACAGUAAAUGCUCCAGCUAAAUAUCCAGCUACAGUUCCACCCACACCACGAGAAGCGGUGCAUGUGGCACCUCCUCAGCCUACACCAUGCAGUGUCUGGAAUGAGAUGGACAUUCCAGUAGCUGAGGAGGUGGUGAUCUCGCCAGCCGCAUCACUAUCCUUACUACCAGCAACCGCUGAGGAGCCGCUGCCCACCCACAACAAGACACCUAGCCCGGUUUCGGCACCAGUGAGCGGGAAACCCCUAGCCUGGCUGAAAAGCCAACUUCAACAGCAAAAUCUGCCUACAGCCUCGGCCUCGUCAAGUGAGUCAAGCGAGGACUCAGACGAAGAAGAGGAGGUCACCAAGAAGAAAUCAUCCCUGCUCAAUAUUGCCAUCGACAACGGCCUGACCAAGGUGACAGAGGUCGUCACCAAGACGAAUUUCCGCAACGGCGACAAGGUUUCCGAGGUGACGCGGACCAGGGUGUAUGAAGCCGGCAGCAAGUAGAUCCAAAGUCUUCAAGUUCGUCUAUCUGGACUUAACUUUUAACUUCAAUUAAUUGUUCCUCGUCGCGUUGCGGAUCAGGACUCUAGUGCCACCUGUUAAUCAACAAGAGAGUCUAAGUGUUUUUAUUUUAUUCUGAAAUAUUAAGUGUUGCGGAUAAGGACUCUAUCGUCCCAGUUAAUGUUUUACUGUUAAUUCAGAUAAUUGUUGACGAAUUCAUUGUUCAAGUGUUUUUGUUGAGGAUCAACAGACUCUGGUCAUCGGUGAAAUUAGCUAUAGAGUCAAUGUUUUUAAGGAAAUGUCUUGAAAGAAUUAGAAUUGCUGAAUUGUUUAAUCACAAAAUAAUUGCUGCCUUUAUCCCUCACCUUUUUAACCAAUUUGCUUGUUAGAGUUUCAGCCUAAGUGAACGGGGACCGUUCAGGCUUCGAGUGGGGCUAUGUAGCGCAAAUUGGUAAACACUUUCAUGACUUACUUCUCACGCGGCGAUUCUCUUUAGUUCUGGCAGCUGGUCUUCAUUGGGCGAUAGAAAUUAGAGAUUGGGCGUUUUUAGCUGCGCACAUAAAAUGUACAUAGCGUGCAAGCAUGAGUGCUUGGCGGUACAGGGUACCAGCGAAAGCGCUGUUGCGCGUUGGGCUCUUUUAGUGUGCGGCGCAGAAUUGGGCGCAUUGGCAUUGCACUGCAUGCACAAACCGCAUAGUUGGGCGCUUACUGAAGCCAAAUUUAUAGCGCGUAUUUUAAAGUUGCUAAGGAGCUUGGUUACGCGUACGCCGUAGGCGCGGCGCACUUCACUUGCCAUUUUGCUGUCACUUUGAGCGGACGUGCGCUGAUCUCCACAACUAAUAUUGUGAGUAGAAAAUAGUGUGAUUUAUAUCGUGACACUUUUCCCAGCUAUUUAAUUUAGGGCAAGUCUAGCUUGGGGUAAUUCAGCGCACAGUUAUCCAAAGUCCGCAUAUUUUAGGUGAAAUUUAGGAGAGAAUAUAAGCCAGAAAUCUUGUGAAUAAUUUAUUUGGAAACCAUUUGGAGGUCUGAUCACCUCCGGAGGUAACUGGAGGUGACUGGAGGUAACUGUGCUUGGAGGUACAUGUACCUCCGAUUCAUUUGGUGCGAAUUAAAUGGUGCAUUGAGUAGUACAAGUUAUAUCUUGUUUCCGAUUGUCAAUUACUUGCUUGUCCAAUAGGGUUUGCCUGCAAGUGGGGAUAUAUUUUCCCCAAACGGACGCACCCCCCGGGUUGUUGAGAACCCGCCGCCCAUAUAGAAUCCCCACCGCGUGCGGAGCCGCUCCCGCACGCAACUCAAUAAAAUAAUUUGUGGGAGGAAAGAACGUCA
Patiria miniata (bat star) is the source of this 2578-nucleotide messenger RNA. RefSeq names its product zinc finger and BTB domain-containing protein 41-like. Bases 413 to 1255 code for a protein of 280 amino acids. The transcript is spliced from 2 exons. Lineage: Eukaryota; Metazoa; Echinodermata; Asteroidea; Valvatida; Asterinidae. The record is from RefSeq and is a predicted model, not a curated record.